Penicillium antarcticum is the source of this 1101-nucleotide messenger RNA. RefSeq lists its product as uncharacterized. NCBI's taxonomy places the organism in Eukaryota, Fungi, Ascomycota, Eurotiomycetes, Eurotiales, Aspergillaceae. The record is from RefSeq and is a predicted model, not a curated record. The transcript has a single exon. Bases 1 to 1101 code for a protein of 366 amino acids.
AUGACUAACUUCACCGCCCCUGGGAAUGGUAUCAGCGGCGGCUACCAGGGAGCUUCCCUGGGCAUGAAGAUCACGAUCGCUACUCUCGCUGGAAUCACCUGGUACAAUGCCUUCGAGCUGAUGAUUCUACUUUUCGUGACUUUUGCCGAGUACAGAGGUCUCUACUUUUGGAGUUUGCUGAUCUCAUCCUCUGUUGGUUUAUUGCCUUACUCGCUGGGUUUUUUGCUCAAGUUCUUCAAUCUUACCGACAUACGAUGGCUGCCCGUAACAUUGCUCACGAUCGGAUGGUGGUGCAUGGUCACGGGCCAGUCUGUUGUCCUGUACUCACGCCUACAUCUCGUCCUCUCAAACCACCGCGUUCUACGCCGCGUAUUGAUCAUGAUUGUUGUCAAUGCAGUUAUUCUUCAUCUACCCACAACCGUCCUUACCUAUGGCACGAAUCUCGCCGUCGCACCCUCUCUUGAAGCGUGGAAAAGGGGCUACAACAUAAUGGAAAAACUCCAAAUGACAGGCUUCUGUCUACAAGAAUUCAUUAUUUCGGGCCUAUACAUCUGGGAGACAGUGCGCAUGCUGCGCCUGGAUCCAGAUCGCGCCAAGCGCAAGAUCCAAUACCAACUGCUGAUAAUCAACUUCAUCAUCAUCAUCCUAGACCUCGGCCUACUCGUCGCCGAGUACAAGAACUACUACAUUAUGGAAACAAUGCUCAAAGGCGCCGUCUACAGCAUCAAGCUGAAACUCGAAUUCGCCGUCCUCGGAAAACUCAUCCACCUCGUACAUAAUCACGUAUGGAAACCCGAAUCUUUCUCCGCACCACGCGACCUCCCCGAUUUCGUCGAUGCAACCCGUGUCACCUCAGAUGUUACCCACGCUCCUCCCACAGUCAACCAGCGCAUGCCAUCAGGCAUGGACGCAGAUGACAUCUCCAUCGCCAUGUUCGAACAUUUGCCCCCAACUCAUAUGCGGAGUAACUCUGACUCCAAUUCGUGGAGCAGCGAGGGUCGCGCAUACCAUGUGGAUCAUGCGCCGAUUGACUUCACCAACCCUUUUCAGUACUCAAGGCAUGCGAGUCGGUCUCGGAAAAUGGUCGAGAAACCGUGCUGA